This is a messenger RNA of Sphaerodactylus townsendi, 1870 nucleotides long. RefSeq names its product interleukin 4 induced 1 (gene IL4I1). The record is from RefSeq and is a predicted model, not a curated record. Bases 1 to 1524 code for a protein of 507 amino acids. Gene Ontology annotation, molecular function: L-amino-acid oxidase activity; polyamine oxidase activity. The transcript has 7 exons. Gene Ontology annotation, biological process: amino acid catabolic process. Lineage: Eukaryota; Metazoa; Chordata; Lepidosauria; Squamata; Sphaerodactylidae.
AUGCUAGAGAUAGCCAGGGACAGACUGUUCAGUGCCGAGAACAUGUGCUUUGAUCGUGGGGGCAGGAGUGUGACUUCAUCCCAUCACUUGGCAUGCCACGCCACUGCCGGUGGCAAGUGGGUGACUGGGGACAAGAUAACUCCAUCGCCUGGGGGCAAAGUCUUAACCUGCACCUUGGAAGUUUCUGCGGUGCAGAUAAAAUCGGAGUCGGGAGAAGCCAUUCUGAGCUUCUUGGAGGGAAGGGUGACUGGUUUCACCGAAGCCAGUGCAAGCAUGUGGGAGGACGAAGCACAGACCUACAGAAAUUAUAAGGAAGGCUGGUAUGCAAAUUUGGGGCCCAUGCGUUUGAAUAAGGAGAACAGGAUUGUCCGUGAAUAUAUAAAGCAAUUGGGCUUGCAGAUGUCCGAAUUCGGUUCAAGUAACUCAAACAACUUGUAUUAUGUUAACAACAUCAGAAAGAGAGCUUCGGAAGUCAAUAAGAAACCCAGCAUUCUGGGAUAUCACCUGAAACCUGAAGAAGAAGGGAAAUCUGCCCGGCAGUUAUACAGUUUUGCCAUCAAAAAGGUUAUAGAAGAGGUACAGAGGACGAACUGUAGCUACCUGUUUCAAAAAUAUGACUCCUACUCAACCAGGCAAUACUUAAUCGAGGUAGCGAACUUGAGUCAUGGAGCUGUCCAGAUGAUUGGAGUCUUACUAAAUCACGAUAAUGGCUAUUACCAGUCCUUUGUUGAGAGCUUGAAGGGGGAAGUCUUCGCACAUUCAAAAGGUUCUGAUGAACUAGUAGGAGGCAUAGAUCUACUGCCAAGAGCCCUUUACAAAACCAUUUCAAAUCGCGUUGUCCUGAAUGCCAGAGUGGUCAGCAUAACACAAAAGAAAGGUGCUGUUACUGCAGUUUAUAAAACACCUCGCCAAUCGUCAAGUGUGACAGCCGACUAUGCCAUUCUCACCCCUACAACGAAGGCCACCCGGCGCAUCUAUUUUGAUCCGCCCCUCUCAGCUAACAAAUCCAAUGCCUUGCGAGCUGCCUACUACAGGAGUGCCACCAAAGUCUUCCUUGGUUGCUCCAAGAAGUUCUGGGAAGCUGAAGGUAUUUAUGGUGGGCAGUCCGUCACCGACCGUCCAUCCCGAUUCAUCAACUACAUGUCCCGUAAUUUCUCCAGAGGCUUUGGGGUUCUGUUGGCCUCCUACGUUACUAGCGAGGACUCCACUUUUUUCUUGUCUCUAAGCCAUGAAGAAAUUCUUAACAUCGUCUUCGAUGACCUGUCAGUCGUCCAUCAGUUGCCUAAAGAAAAGCUACGAAGGAUCUGUAACUCCUCAGUGAUUAAGCGAUGGGACCUGGACCAGUAUGCCAUGGGUGGUUAUGUUCGGUUCAUCCCCUACCAGUUUACGGAAUUUGCAAAACCUCUUCGGGAGACAGAAGGUAGACUCUAUUUUGCUGGGGAGCACACCACUGUGCUCCAUGGUUGGAUAGAUAGUGCCAUGGCAACAGGACUGAGAGCAGCAAGAGCUAUCAAUCUCUUGUGAGGGAAGCACUCCCGGAUCAAUCCAACUAAGAGAAGAAUGAUGUUUAACAACAGAACUGCAAAAUAAUAACUAUCUAUUAAGAAGUUCAACCCAGGAUAAAUCAAAAUUUCUUACAGCAUUACCAGAUAGCAAAGAAUGUGAUCCAAAGCAAACAACCUUUUGCCAAAGAGGUUGGCAACAAACCUCUUUGCAACAAAAGGAGAACUUCUGAAUAAUACAGCAAAGAUAUUCAGAACACUCCCACAUUUCUUUAACAUAGCAGCAGUGGCGGAGCUACAAGGGCCUGGGGGGUGCGCCAUGCACCGGGCGCAUGCCUGGGGCGGAAAAUCACCCCAGGCCCCGCCCC